GCAAUUGUGCGGCUGUACACGCAUACUAGUGAUUGUGCUCUCUAUCUAGGAUUAUGUAGGAUCUCAAUGGGAUCGGUCAAAUCAUAGCGUGUCGUAUCCACGGAUACCGCGAUAAUUUCAUUCUGUUUUAUGGAAUAUCCCUCUCAAAUUAUGAACUGACGUGCUUUCAAAAUGUCUCUAGAGUGUUUCCAGGCAUCUCUUGUCCUCGGUAUAGCAGGUAAUGCACUUGGUAGUAAAGGAGAAAAGUGGGGAACUGCCAAAUCGAGUGCCGAAAAACAAAAGGUAAUCGGAGAUCUCGGUGGACUCGGGGCCAUCAGUGUCGGUUCACCCGCCUGGCCCGUGGGGGAGGAGGGAGUGUUCGCUGUAACUACGAUCGAAGCUUUAGCGACGGGGAAGACAGGCGAGGAAUUGGUACGAGAUGUUGCUAUGCGUUACGCGGAUAGUAUGGCUACUGAUAUGGCCAAUAAACCAAUCAGUACUUACCUUUUGAAUCAAGUCUCUCGUCUCCAACCAACAGAUAUAGAUUAUGGCAUAUUUCAGGAUUAUAAUGACCAUGCAACUCACAGCUCUGCGGCCAUUCGAUGCUUCGGUGUGGGUCUUCGAUUUCACAAAGCGAAACACAUUCAAGAUCUGGUGGCAGCUGCGAUAGACAUCAGCAGAAUACUACACCAUCAUCCUGUAGCAUACAUGGGGGGAGUAACGGCUGCAUUAUUUACAUCUUAUGCCAUCCAGGAGAAGGAAUUGAGAGAGUGGGGUGCAGGCCUCAUGACCACUAUUCCUAUGGUGCUUGAAUAUGUCGCAUCUAGUGACAGGGAUGUCGUCCAAAAUAUGUCAACAUACCAGGUGUUUGAGCAGACAUGGAGAGAGUAUCUCCGAAUGAGAGGCAUAGCUGAUGGUCAGAGGAGACCAAAGUUUCCAAGGAAGUAUGACAUGAAGAAAAGGAAUGAACUCUAUCAAAGUCUGGCACUACCUAAUAAGGAGCUUGGCGCAAGUGGACUUGAUGCAACUCUCAUAGCUUAUGAUGCCUUACUAUCUUCAGGGGGUAGCUGGGAGGAUCUUUGUAACAACUCUAUGUUCCAUGCUGGUCAGGGUAAUGUGUCUGGCGCCCUCGCUGCUGGGUGGUGGGGCAUUCAACAUGGUUUCAGCUCUGUUCCGCUAAGCAACUACAACUCAAUAGACUUCAAGGAUCGCUUAAUGAUUGCAGCUACCAAGCUUUAUGAGCUCAGCUGAUCCCACCGGGUUGGAAAACCACGUUCUUCAAGUGCUCCAGCUAAUGCUCCUCCAGAUGAUUCUACUCCAUCAACUCGUAAGAUGUAUGACAGACGGUCGUCCCAAGCCAGGAAUCUACACCAGUCCGCGAAUAGGCCCCGACCGAUACUAGUCAAACUAUGUUCUUAUCACCAUAAGCAGAUCAUAAUGAGUAAGAAGUCACAACUCAAAGAGUCAGGAUUUAUGAUUACGGAAGAUCUCACAAAAAGGAACUUUCAAUUACUAAUGGAUACUCGCAGAUCAAAACAAGUAGAGACUGCAUGGACAAUAGAUGGAAAAGUGUUUGCAGCAGUCAAGACAGCAGGAAGUAAACCAAUGAAGAAGUUGAUAAGCUCACUUGAUCAACUGAACUCUCUCUGAAUUUUGCACAGUCGACUUUAAAAAA
Messenger RNA from Strongylocentrotus purpuratus (purple sea urchin), 1654 nucleotides. RefSeq names its product protein ADP-ribosylarginine hydrolase. Lineage: Eukaryota; Metazoa; Echinodermata; Echinoidea; Camarodonta; Strongylocentrotidae. Bases 172 to 1230 code for a protein of 352 amino acids. The transcript is spliced from 4 exons. The record is from RefSeq and is a predicted model, not a curated record.